AUGAAACGCAAUGUUUUCGAGGAAUAUUCAUCGGAAUCGGACACUGAGGCUCCAGUGAAAAAGCUGAAGCCUUUCACUGAGCCUGAUGCGAACCUUCCUACCAUAGCUGUGGGAAAUGAAGCACAUUCACCGCCAGAGGAGGAUUACAUGAAUUUGAAGCUUGAGGAAGAUGAGCCACUGUCCAUCACUGAACUCAAACCUAAGCCUAUAGAAACAUCAAUUCUUCAAGAUGGGUCAAUAGGCUUAUCAAUCAUGCAAAAGAUGGGAUUCAAAAUAGGUCAGACAUUAGGUACCCUGGCCUCGGGAAUUACUGAACCCAUUCGUGUGGAUGUUAAAAAGGGCAGAGCUGGAAUAGGUUCAAGGCCUAAAUUGCCUCAAGACAAUAAGAUAACUGCUGCGACCAUAGAGGAAUUUAGAUCACAUAGCAAAUUGAAGCAGAAAGAACGGAGUGAUCUAUAUUAUCUUUCGAAAUUGCAAAGAUAUUGCUACGAAGAAAGCGGAGAGGACAUUGCUGUCUCAGAAAAAAGGUUGGACCUCAAAGACGUUAAUCCUUUGUGGAAGAACUACGCCAUCAAAGACGAGAAAGAACCUGAAGCAAGGUUGGCUUUAUUUGAUAGUGCUGUUGAAGUGCAACAUACUACACUGUCUGAAUUAGAAACUGAGCUGGAUUUUGACACUUUACCACUUGAAGAGAAACUAACUCUACUCAUAAAAUAUAGCCGUGAACAUUACUAUUAUUGUGCUUAUUGUGGGUUAAAAUUCGUUGAUGCCGAUGACAUGGAAAGGGACUGCCCUGGUCCAUUUCAAAAAGAUCAUGCCUUGUGA
Clavispora lusitaniae ATCC 42720 is the source of this 825-nucleotide messenger RNA. RefSeq lists its product as uncharacterized. Gene Ontology annotation, molecular function: nucleic acid binding. Gene Ontology annotation, cellular component: kinetochore. Lineage: Eukaryota; Fungi; Ascomycota; Pichiomycetes; Serinales; Metschnikowiaceae. The record is from RefSeq and is a predicted model, not a curated record.